UCAACGACGAAGUGUUAUCUUCACCCACAACGGAUCCCGCGUAGCCACCAACUCAUCUCGGAUCCCUGCCGGCCACGACUCGUAAUUCACACCAGCCAUCUUCUCAAACCGGAACACUUUCAUCACGGGCCCAAUCGAGAACGGGAUAAACCCAGCGAGAUCGUGCGUGAAUCUGUGUGCUUCUGCCGGUAACCACCGGUCGGGAUUGAACUCCUCUGUCUGAGGAGAAAAGCACUCGGGCCGUCGGUGCAUAGCGUACGGGGGUAUGCAGAUGUUGGUGUCAGGCGGGAUGGACUUUCCCCCGACAACUUUGCCGCCCGUUCUCGUUCCAUUCGUCAAGACCGGUGGAUGAAGUCGCAGAGUUUCGUUUCUUCCCCGCAAUCAGAAAGCGACGGGACGGAGGAGAGAAUCCACGCACAAGCACGCUGCCAAGUAAUGCAGCUGGGGAUGCCUGCUGGUGUUAUAAACAAC
Mycena citricolor is the source of this 471-nucleotide messenger RNA. Lineage: Eukaryota; Fungi; Basidiomycota; Agaricomycetes; Agaricales; Mycenaceae. The record is from the annotation of a GenBank genome assembly.